Oxyura jamaicensis (ruddy duck) is the source of this 1824-nucleotide messenger RNA. It is a transcript of the gene DMRTB1, whose product is annotated as DMRT like family B with proline rich C-terminal 1. The transcript has 4 exons. Gene Ontology annotation, cellular component: nucleus. Gene Ontology annotation, molecular function: RNA polymerase II cis-regulatory region sequence-specific DNA binding; DNA-binding transcription factor activity, RNA polymerase II-specific. Bases 18 to 902 code for a protein of 294 amino acids. Lineage: Eukaryota; Metazoa; Chordata; Aves; Anseriformes; Anatidae. The record is from RefSeq and is a predicted model, not a curated record. Gene Ontology annotation, biological process: sex differentiation; germ cell development; regulation of transcription by RNA polymerase II.
GAGGUGGAGUGCUGGUUAUGGAGGCCAGGGAGGCCAAUGUGGCGAAGGCGGCAGUGAGGACCCCGAAGUGCUCCCGCUGCCGUAACCACGGCUUCGUGGUGCCGGUGAAGGGCCACGCCGGGCAGUGCCGCUGGAAGCUGUGCCUCUGCGACAAGUGCUCCCUCAUCACCGAGCGCCAGAAGAUCAUGGCUGCCCAGAAGGCCCUGAGGCAGCAGGUGCCCGACUGUCCGAGCAGGGCGGCCAUGGGCCCUGUUCCCCCAGGGGAAGGCCCCAGGGUGGCUGCAGGAGCAGCCAUUGGCCCUGAGCAGAGCAGCCAUGAGGGAACAAAAGGCGGCCAGCCCAUCGGUGGCAGUGACAAAGGCAUGGCACGCAGGGGGCUGCCACCACCUCCUGGUGGCCCUCCCUUCUGGGACUACGCUCACCCUGCUUUUCCUCCAGAAUAUAUGGUCAACUCAGAAUACAUGGAGAGAGACCCUCCAAAAGUGUACCCUGGCUGUUCUGGGGUGUAUCCUUACCACCCAUUUCCAAUGGGAUUCGCCAUCAAUCAGCCAAGCUGUAGGGGAGCGCCAUCACCUCCAGGGAUACAACUUCAGAAAGGUUUCCGACAUGUUCCUGGCAACUAUGGGGCAGGGAAUGCAGCUUCUGUGUCAAUUCCAGAUGGAGGUGGAGAUUUCCAUCAAGGAUACUACGCUCCUCUGCCUCAGUUCAUCCCACCAAGUUUUCUGCCAGGGGUUCAUUACAUUCCACCUCCCCUUUCGCUGAACAUGUUGGCUGAAACAACCAAGGAAGAACAUGCUACUGCAGCUGACAGCCAGGAUUCAGGGGUUGUUUGUGAAUCUAGCCAGCCAUCUUCGUCCCCAGAAGAAGCAAGUGGAGACCAAUCUGUAUAUUCUAAACAGUAAAUGGCUUGGAGAAAAGCUGAGGGGCAGGCAGCAUUAUUUUCAUUAUUGAGGAGAGUGUUAGUUGAUAGAAGGCUAGACUAACAGUUAGUUACUGAGCAGUCACAAAAGCUAAAAGAAGGGGAUUAGUCCCCUGCUCACUUUAUGAUCAUGUCAGAGCUCUCACAGCUCUGCUCCCCAGGAGCUCCUCAUUCCUCUGCUGUAAAGUUUGUUCACAAAAAAGGUUUUCCAAAGCCAAGGUAAAUCCCAUCCUCCCUAAGCAGGUGGAAGCAGGAAGGAUUAUGACUUUGAUUUUGGGUUCCUUUGCUGAGGUUGGAUGACUCUUUGAUUUUAGAGUGAGAUCUCCAAGCCAUGUACACUGUAGCUUUCUCUUGUUCAUGACGGUAAUGAAAAAUGUGUUGUUUGUAUAUCAUUUUGCUGUAAAGGAAACCUAGUUCUGAAUAUUAUGGAAGAGUUAAGUUAUGUAGAGCCUGAAGACUGAGUGAGAGAAGAUGGGAAGACAGUCUGGGUUGCUGAUUUACCUGGCUGACUAAGAAUUCUCUGGAUUCAGCAGGCUAAGGGAGCAACAAGUGCUUGGUAUGCUUGUCAAGAGGGGCAUGGUGGGAAUUUACAGAAAGGCCUGAUACAGGCUGAAAUACAGUGCCUCUGCAUUGAGUUGCAGUGCUUCUGGGUGAACUGCCUUUAAGGCACCUGCCCUUCAAUAUAGGAACAAUCUGAUUUGGAAUCACUUCUUGUCACACAGGCUUCAAGACUCUGAGUGCCUUUGCUGGUUUAUACCUUAUUUCCAUGUUGUGUAACUCAGUGCAGCUGACAAACUACCAUUUGUUUCUAAAGGACUCGUGUAGACAGCUUUAUGCCUGUGUACUGGAGGUGCAUUUUGCAAUAUUAAAGGUGUGAAGAGAUUGCCUUGGAAAGCAGGACAAAA